This is a messenger RNA of Hydatigera taeniaeformis, 414 nucleotides long. The record is from the annotation of a GenBank genome assembly. Lineage: Eukaryota; Metazoa; Platyhelminthes; Cestoda; Cyclophyllidea; Taeniidae.
AACUUCGAUAUAGAGAGAAUACAUUAUCCUGAACGCUUCACCAUUUCUGUUGCUGGUGUGGAAAAGCUUACUUCUGAUGCACUGAUCGACGAAGGCAGGCUUUGGUCCAUCGUAGUGGUGCCCAAAUCUGAGGUGAACGAAGGCGGAUCCGAGGAUAUUGAGAUCCAAUUGAAGAUGGGUAGUCUUGAUUUGGAAAAUCCGCAGCAGUCUGUGACAAAUCUAACUGCUCGAAUUACAUUGUUUAAAUCAAGUCGACUUGAUCCGUUUGACACAUAUGCAGACCAUCUGACGGUCACAUCGUCGAUGCCGAGUCGAUGGAAUUUGAAGACUUACAUCCGGGUUGACCUCUCCACUACAUUUAGUCCACCUACAUGCAGUAACUGCUCUCCUCUCAUUCGUCUUUUGCUCUAUUAG